This is a messenger RNA of Sesamum indicum (sesame), 1465 nucleotides long. RefSeq names its product putative mediator of RNA polymerase II transcription subunit 19b. Gene Ontology annotation, cellular component: mediator complex. NCBI's taxonomy places the organism in Eukaryota, Viridiplantae, Streptophyta, Magnoliopsida, Lamiales, Pedaliaceae. Gene Ontology annotation, molecular function: transcription factor binding; transcription coregulator activity. The record is from RefSeq and is a predicted model, not a curated record. Gene Ontology annotation, biological process: positive regulation of transcription by RNA polymerase II.
AAGUGGUGAAUAGGAAGGGAGUGAGGGCGUGUUAUUGGUGAAGCGAAUUGCAAGAGAGAGCCCUUGAGACCAUACUCUCCCAACUCCAGAUUCAGAUUCACCACUCCAUCCCUCAAUUUUCCCUCCAUUAACAACCUCUUUAUUAUCCAUGUUCCUUGGUGAAUUUGCUAUUUAAGUUAACAAAGGAUUUUCUUCGCUAAUCAUCCCUCCGUCCAAGACCCCAAUUUCGUUCAAGUAAAUUCUCUAGAAGUGAUGUGCUACUUCUGUAUCAUAUGCUGAUUGAUGGAUCCUGAUUACAAGAAGUUUGGAAGAGGGCCAAGGGAACUUACAGGUGCAGUUGAUCUCAUAAGCCACUACAGAUUGUUUCCUCACCAUGAUUUCUUCUGCAAGAGAUCACUCCCUGUGUCAAUAUCAGAUACAUACUAUCUUCACAAUGUGGUUGGAGAUACAGAACUUAGAAAAGGAGAGGGGAUGCAACUGGGCCAGCUCAUGGGAGAUGCAUCCUUAUCGAAAGAAGCUAAUACACGUAUACGACCUUUCAACCUAGAUAUUCUUAGUGAAGCUUUUCAACUAAGGGAAACGGCUCCAGUUGACCUUCCUUCCCUGGAGAAGGGCACUCCUACAAUUGCUGGAAAAUCUGGAAGUGACUCUAAAGACAAGGGGAAAAAGCAUAAAAAGUCCAAGGAAAAAGAAAGAGACAAAGAUAAAGAGCACAAGAAGCACAAGCAUCGGCAUAAAGAUAGAAGCAAGGAAAAGGACAAGGAGAAGAAAAAAGAAAAAAGUGGGCGUCAUGAUUCUGGCAAUGACCACUUGAAAAUGCAUCAUGAGAAGAAAAGGAAGCAUGACGGGGAUGAGGAUGCAAACGGCAUUCAGAAACACAAGAAAAGUAAGCAUAAGAGCUUGAAGAUUGAUGGGAUGGGAGCAAUGAAAGCAGCAGGCUGAAAGUGGUGCUUAGUCUUUUUACUUUUGUCAUCACAUGUUGCACUUGAGAAUUUGUAGGAAUCUUUGCCUGCUGCUUGCAAUUUACCUAAGAUCUUUUAUCUGGUCUCACUCAAGAUUCCCUAGGAGGUGAAUUCACUUGCUGAAGUGAUUCAAGGUACAGAUUGGCAACGCACUCUUGUUUUAUGACAAAGGCUUUCAUAUUUGUGGUAGCCGUGUGGGGAAAACUCUAAUUGCGUUCUUUGGUUUCUAGAGAUGUAAUGGAUAUGUCACUUGCUUCAUUGAUGGGUUAGGGUUUUUCUCCCUUCUCAGAUUUCUAGUUAAAUAUCUUUCAUAGUCUAAUCUGCUUGGAGCUUUGGGCAGUCAAACGAGUAGGUCCGUAUGAUGCAAUGUUCUUUUAAACCUCAAAAGGUGUCAAAAAGUACCUAAUCUGUAAGGAUGUAACAUUAUGUAUCAUUAAGAAAUUAAGUCACAAGUUCCAUGACAGGGACAAACAGAAUAAAUAAUAACUUUGUCUUCAAAAUCA